AAAGCCAUUGCUCUUGACAGCUCAGUUCUGAAGGACUCCAGACUCCCAGGAGAGGGAGGGGCAAUGGGACAGGGACUCCCAGCAGGGAACAUCAGGAAGGAGCAGGAGUUGGAUCUGAAGGCAGGAAACUGGACUCGGUUUUAGAAAGAAAUAAGCUCAGGACACAAAAGAAACAGGAGAUGGGAAAGGUCUAUGAGCACCAUAAAACAAAGUUGGUCUCGCUACACUCACCAGAGAACUGUGAUUCUGAAGAAGGCUACAGCAUCCUAUGGUCUCUGAAGAAAGAGAAGUGGCAGCAGAAGUAGGUGGCCUUCCAGAAAUAGACCCCAAGUAGAGACUGAGAGAAGAGACCAGACUAUUUCUGGAGGGUCCUUGGUGAAUUGUAAUGGAAAAAUCAUCAUUAUUUUCUUACCAGCAAAAAGAGUGAGGAACAGAUCAUUUCCAAGGUAAUUUAGAUGGAUCACUUCCCAGUGCAAAAGUGUUUCGAGGUCUCCCAAGCUCAUAGAAGGUCACAUGUGCUGGCUGGCAACCCCAGCAGUGCAUGUGGCCCAUUUACCACUGGGGCCCACGUGAUGUGUUACACGUGUGCAGAUGGUGCAACUGGGUCAGAAGUAGGUGCUCUCUAGUCCACUGGGCAGGCAGAGCAAAGAGACUGCACCCCGCCCGGGGCCACCAGAGGCUAAUGCCCAGCGUUUACCUCCUCCAUCUGCUGUUGCUAGACCUCUGAAGAGCUCUCCCACACAGCCCAGCUGCCCCAGCCAUGGAUUGUUUCAGAACUUCACCAAGUCAUUCCUGGAUUUAUCCCACGGUGAUCCUAUGCUUAUUUGGAUUUUUCUCCAUGAUGAGACCCUCAGAACCCUUCCUUAUACCGUAUUUAUCUGGACCAGAUAAAAACCUGACCAGUUCAGAGAUCACAAAUGAGAUCUUCCCAAUCUGGACAUACUCUUACCUGGUGCUGCUGCUCCCCGUGUUCAUCCUGACCGAUUACGUCCGCUACAAGCCAGUCAUCAUCCUGCAAGGAGUCAGCUUCAUCAUCACAUGGUUGCUGCUCUUGUUCGGCCAGGGAGUGAAGGCCAUGCAGGUGGUGGAGUUCUUCUACGGGAUGGUCACCGCCACCGAGGUGGCGUACUAUGCCUACAUUUACAGCGUGGUCAGCCCUGAGCACUACCAGAAAGUGAGCGGCUACUGCAGGAGCAUCACGCUGGUGGCCUACACAGCGGCCUCGGUGCUGGCCCAGCUCCUGGUGUCCCUGGCCAGCCUCUCGUACUUUUACCUCAACGUCAUAUCCUUGGCUUCCGUCUCUGUGGCCUUCGUUUUGUCCCUUUUCCUGCCAAUGCCCAAGAAGAGCAUGUUUUUCCAUGCAAAAUCCAGCAAAGAAAUACAGAAACAACCGAACAAAAAUGAGGCGUCAGAUGCACCUUACAAAAUUAACACACCAGGCGGUGAAGAGAAGCCCGCUUCAGAAAUACCCACCAUUUCAGGGAACCUGGAUGGUGGUCCUUUGAGCAGCCCGAUGCUGCGAAAUGUAGCGUUGAAUGUUUUUGUGCAGUGGUUCCAAGAUCUGAAGGAGUGCUACUCCUCCAAGCGACUAUUUUACUGGUCCCUAUGGUGGGCCUUCUCAACAGCAGGUUUUAACCAGGUUUUGAACUAUGUUCAAAUCCUGUGGGAUUACAAGGCACCAUCCCAGAGUUCUUUCGUCUACAAUGGGGCAGUAGAAGCUAUUGCAACCUUUGGAGGGGCUGUGGCUGCCUUUGCAGUGGGCUAUGUGAAAGUCAACUGGGAUCUUCUGGGGGAGCUGGCCUUAGCCAUCUUCUCCAUCAUUAGCGCAGGCUCUCUGUUUCUCAUGCAUUACACGACCGACAUCUGGGCAUGCUAUGCUGGCUAUCUGAUAUUCAAGUCCAGCUAUAUGCUGCUUAUAACCAUAGCAGUAUUUCAGAUCGCAGUUAAUCUGAGUGUGGAACGCUACGCCCUGGUGUUUGGAAUGAACACCUUCAUGGCACUGGUAAUUCAGACCAUUAUGACAGUGAUUGUUGUAGAUCAGAAAGGACUCAACCUGCCGAUCAGCAUUCAGUUUUUAGUUUAUGGGAGUUAUUUUGCCUUUAUUGCUGCCAUUUUUCUAACGAGAAGCACAUACAUCAUCUACUCAACCAAAUGCCAAAAGCAAGCACAGAGCUCUCCAGCAAGUCAGAACCCAGAUGAACUCCACCCAGAGGGACCAAGGAAUGUCAUUACAGGAACAAAGCUCUGACCUUAACGGCAGCCACUGCAUCCACUGAACAAGGACCUUCUUGGUCACAAAGUCACUGAGCGCCAUAAACUGACACACUUCCAAAGCCUGGAUUUCAAGGAACCUUUUCAAAACCACAACAAAAUCUUAGUUUUAGACCAGAUACUACGUGCCCAGCUGGAUGCAGCUGACAAGACCCGUCGCCUCAGUCAAAUAGCCGACGCUGGGUACUCCAACGAGUAGCAAGGAUUGGGAAGUUCUGGUUUUGGUUACUCCCUAGGACAUAUCAAUGGCAUGGAAACAAACCACGAGAAAACUCCACUCAACCUGCAGUUGAUGUUCCCCAUUCGUAAGCAGAAAUACUAACUGGACUGACCCCUUUGCUUGUUUUAGAUAUUUUAUCUUACCAAAACAGGCAAGAGAUGGACAUUUUUUUUUAAAUCACAUAGCCAUUUGCCUCCUUCUUUCAUUAAGUGUAUUUCUAUAUUACUUGCAGUUCUCUGUGAGAAUUUCAAGGUCCCAUUUCUAAGGACCUUUCUUCAAUCC
Messenger RNA from Mustela erminea (ermine), 2773 nucleotides. RefSeq names its product thiamine transporter 2-like. NCBI's taxonomy places the organism in Eukaryota, Metazoa, Chordata, Mammalia, Carnivora, Mustelidae. Gene Ontology annotation, biological process: vitamin transport; transmembrane transport. Gene Ontology annotation, molecular function: thiamine transmembrane transporter activity. The record is from RefSeq and is a predicted model, not a curated record. Bases 761 to 2248 code for a protein of 495 amino acids. The transcript is spliced from 7 exons. Gene Ontology annotation, cellular component: plasma membrane.